AUGGCCUCCACAAACGAGAAUAAGCACGACCUUUGGUUCUUGAAGUCCAAGUUUCCGGUCUUCUUGCCAUAUCACCAAGCUCUCAGUGCCCCCGAAAAUGAAUUUGAUGCCUUCAUCCAGCAGGGUGUGAAGCGGCGAAAUGACGAUAACACUGCAGAAGCGCAUCACUCAGACGACGACACUACCACAGCAGCUGAGUCUGAGCCUGUCCUUGUGUCUGAUGCUUCCACCACUGCUGGUCUGAGGGAGGAUCUCGUCAAGAUUACGGUCGGAGAUGACGAAGACGCUUCCAUGGCUGACGUGGGAGACGCCGGCGCAGACAACCAGAAACCCAUCCACGGUCAUCCCUUCAUGGAUGCCCUCCACUCCCACCAGGACAAGGCGGACGAGCGGCUCCCCUCACUCAUAGACAUGGAGAACAAGAUGCUCACAGAGAACGCCGAUGUUGCCCACCGCUCGACCAACCAUGUCCUUGUGGACUUGUUCACAGAACUGGAGGAUGUCAUCUCUGGACCUCGGCUCCUCGAGCUUCUCGAUCAGGCCUGGCGUUAUGACUCCGCCGCAACCCUCAAGAUCAUAUUCAAUGCCCGCUCGAUCCAUCUUGGCAAAGCUUCCCGACAAACCUUCUACCGAUGCGCCGGAUGGCUCGCCAAGUACCACCCCUUGACCCUCAUUGCCAACCUUCCAUGGCUGAGCCGUCCAGUCAUUCAAAAGAAGGCAGAGAAGAAGGACGCCGAGAAGAAAAUUGACGAAGAGGAGAUGGUAUUUGUUGAGCAAGAGAUGGACGAGGAUGAUCCAGCGCGCUUUGAUAUCAAGAAUGGUGUUGCCCACGGAUACUGGAAGGACCUGGUCAAUAUGCUCGCCUUGUACGUCAAUGGCAAACUGGACGUUCUCGCCAACCCACGUGACAUUCUCAACAUCGAGCGGGAGACAUCCAAGAAGAAUUGGCCCCAGACUCAAGAGAUAGCCAAGAACCUGAGGCAUGAAAAGAGGGACAGUCGCCACGAGGCCGCUGUCAAGGCAUUCGAAGAGGACGCCGUCUAUCGAGCUUUGCACAUGACUGUAGCUCGUCUUUUCGCCGCUCAGCUUCAGAGCGAUUUGAAGCUACUCCGUGGCGAUGACCCGAAGGCAAAGAAGAAUGUGUCGCUUUGUGCCAAAUGGGCGCCAUCCAACACUGGCUUCCAUGACAAACACACCUGGAUUUCCACCUCGAUCGCCGAGAUCAUGCACCCGAUCUCAAACUUUGCGGGCUUUGCUGAGUAUGACGAGGGCAACAAGGAGCAGCGCGAGUUCUACCUUCGACACGCUCGCGAGUCUUACCGCAAGGACGUGGCGGCGCUCCGCAAGCACCUUGAAUGCGUUGAGAGGGACAUCACAGCCAAGACCUUCGGAAAUAUUCACUAUGAUCGUGUGCCAUCCUUGGCAAUGAACAACUACGCACCGCUCUUCGCUCAGAAGGAUACCGAUCGUUUCGAGGAGUACAUAGACAAAGUUGCCAGUGGCAAGGCCCAGAUUUCCGGCGCAACUCUCCUGCCAAGCACGCUGAUCAAGGCUGUACGAACGGCGCCUCUCCAUGGCGACUACGACAUCAGUCAAAUAGGUGGCAAGCGCAAGGCCAAGGGGACCAAGAACCUUGUCGACGCGAAGAUGAAGCAGCUGGAGGCCAAGAGUCUCGACGGCCAAUGGAAGUCUCUUGUCCAGCGUAUUAGGGACUCGGGCACACUUGAGAAUUGCAUCGCCGUCGCCGAUGUCUCCGGCUCGAUGAUGAGUCCCACGUUCCCCGACGGGACCACCCCCAUGGACACCUCAAUCGGUCUGAGUCUGCUCGUCGCUGAGGUGACGAAGCCUCCUUUCGGGUCGGCGUUUAUUACAUUUUCAGACAAUCCACGUGUGCAGAAGAUCGAUCUGACAAAGAGCCUGCACGGCAAGUACGAUGAGCUGGCCAGAUCUGAUUGGGGCAUGACGACCGACUUCGUCGCCGUUUUCGAGAGGCUGAUCCUGCCAAUGGCCACUGAGAACAAGCUUUCCCAGGAGGACAUGGUCAAACGCGUUUUCGUGUUCUCAGACAUGCAAUUUAAUUCGGCUAGCUCAGGAUACGGCAAAGACAAGUGGUCUAGCUCUUACGAGAGGAUCCAAAAGAAGUUCCGGGAGGCGGGAUAUGAGAUGCCAGAGUUGGUGUUCUGGAAUCUUGCAGGCGGCCGGGCCGGCUACGCCGGGGCUCCGCCGUCUUUCGAUGCCGGAGACCCAGUGGCCCCGAAGCCUGUCACGGCUUAUGAAUUGGGCACGGCGCUGGUCAGUGGGUACUCACAGGGAAUGCUCAAGGUCUUCCUCGACGGCGGCUCGUUCGACGACGAAGAUACCGAGGAGGAGAUUGUUGAGAAGAUUGGAGACGACGGUGAGGUCAUCGUGGAGAAGAAGCGCCAGAAGCUGGACCCGAUCAGCGUCGUCAAGAGGGCCAUCGGCCAUCCGGCUUACAAAAUGUUGCGCGUGGUUGACUGA
Molecule: messenger RNA, 2499 nt
Organism: Diaporthe citri
Lineage: Eukaryota; Fungi; Ascomycota; Sordariomycetes; Diaporthales; Diaporthaceae
Exons: 1
Coding region: 1-2499 (832 amino acids)
Source: RefSeq, a predicted model, not a curated record